UUUUGUGUGUGUGUGUAUGUAUCUUCAGGUAUCAGGGCUACAUUGGCGCUGCUCUGGUCCUUGGCGGAGUGGACUGUAAUGGACCUCACCUGUAUAGCAUUUACCCUCAUGGUUCCACUGACAAGCUGCCCUACGUCACUAUGGGCUCUGGCUCUCUGGCUGCCAUGGCUGUUUUUGAAGAUCGCUACAAGCCAGACCUGGAGGAGGAGGAAGCCAAGCGGCUGGUGCGUGACGCCAUCGCUGCAGGCAUCUUUAACGACCUGGGUUCUGGCAGUAACAUUGACCUCACCGUCAUCACCAAGGGCAACGUGGACUACAUUAGACCACACGAUGAGGCCAACAAGAAGGGGGUCAGACUAAAUGAGCUUGAGGCCUUGCAGCUAACCGGUGAUUACAAGUACAAAAGAGGAACAACUGCUGUGUUAUCGAAGUGUGUAACCCCGCUGGACCUGGAGGUGGUGGAGGAGUCCAUCCAAACCAUGGACACUUCCUAAAAUGUUUUUUUUUUUUUUGAUGUACCUCUCCCCUUUAGAACACCUGACACACACAUUAUGUCCAUGGUCAACAAUAAAGUUUCGAGUUGACAAAUUCAUUUUUUUUUUUUUUUUAAUCAAGAUCAACAUUUUAGUUCAA
Messenger RNA from Poecilia latipinna (sailfin molly), 633 nucleotides. RefSeq names its product proteasome subunit beta type-7-like. The transcript is spliced from 5 exons. The annotation marks the transcript as partial. Gene Ontology annotation, cellular component: proteasome core complex; cytoplasm. The record is from RefSeq and is a predicted model, not a curated record. Lineage: Eukaryota; Metazoa; Chordata; Actinopteri; Cyprinodontiformes; Poeciliidae.